GAGCAUGGCGUGGAGACAUCUGAAAAAGAGGGCCCAGGACGCCAUGGUCAUCCUGGGGGGCGGAGGACUUCUCUUUGCCUCUUAUCUGACAUUCAAAGGGGAUGAGCAUUUCUACGCGGAACACUUGAUGCCGGCCUUGCAGGGGCUGCUGGAUCCUGAGUCAGCUCAUAGGCUGGCUGUUCGCUUCACCUCCCUGGGACUUCUUCCUCGUGCCACGUUUCAAGACUCAGACAUGCUGGAAGUGAAAGUCUUGGGCCGUAAAUUCCGGAACCCAGUGGGAAUUGCUGCAGGAUUUGACAAGCAUGGGGAAGCUGUGGAUGGACUUUUUAAGAUGGGCUUUGGCUUUGUUGAGAUAGGAAGCGUUACCCCAGAUCCUCAGGAAGGAAACCCCAGGCCCAGAGUCUUCCGCCUCCCCAAGGACCAAGCCAUCAUCAACAGAUACGGAUUUAACAGCCACGGAGUCUCAGUGGUGGAGCACAGGUUACGGGCCAGACAGCACAAGCAGACCAAGCUCACAGAAGAUGGCCGGCUCCUGGGAAUAAACCUGGGGAAGAAUAAGACCUCAGCAGACGCUGCUGCAGAUUAUGCAGAGGGCGUGCGAGUCCUGGGCCCCUUGGCUGACUACCUGGUAGUGAACGUGUCCAGUCCCAACACUGCAGGGCUGCGGAGCCUUCAGGGAAAGGUGGAGCUGCGCCACCUGCUGACCAAGGUGCUGCAAGAGAGGGAUGCCUUGAAGGGAGCCCACAAGCCAGCUGUGCUGGUGAAGAUCGCCCCUGACCUCACGGCCCAGGACAAGGCGGACAUCGCCAACGUGGUGAGAGAGCUGGGCAUCGAUGGAUUGAUUGUCACGAAUACCACCGUGAGUCGCCCCGCUAACCUGCAGUGUGCCCUGUGUUCUGAAACAGGAGGACUGAGCGGGCAGCCCCUCCGAGAUUUGUCCACGCAGACCAUUCGGGAGAUGUAUGCGCUCACCCAAGGCAGAGUUCCCAUCGUCGGGGUUGGCGGUGUCAGCAGUGGGCAGGAUGCACUGGAGAAGAUCCGGGCGGGGGCAUCCCUGGUGCAGCUGUAUACAGCUCUCACCUACCAUGGCCCACCUGUGGUGGGUAGGGUCAAAAGGGAGCUGGAGGCCCUUUUGAGGGAGCAGGGUUUUUGCAGCAUCACAGAGGCUAUUGGAGCAGAUCAUCGGAGGUGAGGACGCCGGCUGGUGCGAAGCUGUUGGUAACCUUCCCACUAAACUAGAUGAACCCCGUGGCUGGAUGGUUAGAGAAAGGCCUGCCUUGAGCCAGGUGCCCCAAACCACGUAAGCGCUUCCUCAGUGACUUGACCAGACUGUAAAAGAUAAUCACUUGAGUCACCAGAGUCAACAGAAAUCAUCUUUCAAUCAGCCUAUAAAGUACUGUUGUAAUUCUUUCUAUAUUUGAAUACCAAGAUCCUUCAAUAUAUUGCAAGGAUAUUGGGUAUUUUCCAAUCAUGGAAAAAAAUAAAGCCAUUGAAAGCCUGA
This is a messenger RNA of Echinops telfairi (small Madagascar hedgehog), 1501 nucleotides long. RefSeq names its product dihydroorotate dehydrogenase (quinone) (gene DHODH). Gene Ontology annotation, biological process: 'de novo' pyrimidine nucleobase biosynthetic process; pyrimidine ribonucleotide biosynthetic process. The transcript has 9 exons. The record is from RefSeq and is a predicted model, not a curated record. Gene Ontology annotation, cellular component: mitochondrial inner membrane; cytoplasm. Gene Ontology annotation, molecular function: dihydroorotate dehydrogenase activity. The coding region runs from base 5 to 1192 and encodes 395 amino acids. Lineage: Eukaryota; Metazoa; Chordata; Mammalia; Afrosoricida; Tenrecidae.